This is a messenger RNA of Cuscuta campestris, 589 nucleotides long. NCBI's taxonomy places the organism in Eukaryota, Viridiplantae, Streptophyta, Magnoliopsida, Solanales, Convolvulaceae. The record is from the annotation of a GenBank genome assembly.
GCUAUAUUCAGAGAAGGAGGGAUCUUUGACCAUUCUGCUAUGAUUCUUAAGGAAAUCUCCAAGAGUAUGGCUGGACAUUCUUUUAAGUUUUGUGACAUGUGGACCCUUGAUACCCAGUUUCCCCAAAUUGUGAAGGAUAUUUGGAACACUAAUCAUGAAAGAGACAUGGUGGAAGGGAAGAAAGAAGUUGCUAAAAUUUUGGUAGACUACUUUCAGAAACAGUUGAGAGUUCCAAAUGACACCCAGGAUAUUAAGAAAGAUAUUGUGGACAUGGGAAAAUGCCUCUCAAUUGAACAACAACUACUGCUCAUCACCCCUGUAACUCCUGAAGAAAUAAAAAAGAAUUUGUUCGAAAUCCCUAACCAAAAGAGCACAAGACCUGAUGGGUACUCUAGUGGAUUCUUCAAACAUCAAUGGGGACUAAUUGGGGACUUGAUCACCAGAGCCAUACAGGAUUUCUUCCAAAAAGGAACUAGCAAGGGGUUACAAUAGGAAAAACAUAUCCCCUAGAAUGCUCAUGAAACUGGAUCUGCAGAAAGCAUAUGAUAAUGUCAGCUGGAAGUCCAUAGAACAAAUUCUGACUUUGAUG